GAUUGUGUAGACUGCUGCAGCAGGCUGGCUGGGUGCAAGGUUGAUAGGGUAUUUUGCAUCACUUGGAUAGCAAGGGUAGUUGAUGCUACAAGGAAAGUUAGGUGAGGGAGAAGUGAGAGGCGCGAAAGUAGUGACGGAUGCGCUGGUGUGAUGCAAUGCUAAGCCACAUGCCACCCAGAAGACGAACACUGCACCAGUCUGGCCACAUGUUUAUUACCAUAGUUGGCUACAUGCUGGUCUAACAAGUGGAAGAAAUUACCUGUGAAAUACUGGUAAAGCUGAAGUCUCUUGAAAGUUGUUGGAAAUGCGCUAGUAUGACAGCACCUUAAGACUUGAAUCGUUCAGUCAAGAGACUAAGGAACAGCAGUUAUCCCCAGUACUGGUGGCAGAGAUGUUUGCCCUAUGAUGUAGCAGAGAAUGCUUUACUUCUGCCCCACUUGUGCCAACCUCCUGAUUGUGGAGGAAAGUCCACAGGGCAUGCGAUUUUCUUGUGUUACCUGCCCCUAUGUCUUCCCCAUCAAGAGGUGUGUCUCCUACAAGAUCUAUCCCAAACUAAAGGCUCUGGAUGAUGUUCUCGGAGGUGCUGCUGCCUGGAAGAAUGUAGAUUCCACUGAUGAGCCGUGUCCCAAGUGUUCCCACCCAAGAGCUUAUUUCAUGCAGGUGCAGACAAGAUCUGCUGAUGAACCAAUGACCCUCUUUUAUAAGUGUUGUGCCCCAGCGUGUGGUCAUCGGUGGAAGGAAUAAGAC
Molecule: messenger RNA, 747 nt
Organism: Portunus trituberculatus (swimming crab)
Lineage: Eukaryota; Metazoa; Arthropoda; Malacostraca; Decapoda; Portunidae
Gene: Polr3K
Product: DNA-directed RNA polymerase III subunit RPC10-like
Exons: 4
Coding region: 418-744 (108 amino acids)
Biological process (GO): termination of RNA polymerase III transcription; DNA-templated transcription
Cellular component (GO): RNA polymerase III complex
Molecular function (GO): zinc ion binding; nucleic acid binding; DNA-directed RNA polymerase activity
Source: RefSeq, a predicted model, not a curated record